UGCUUUACAUGAUCAAUUUCUUUUCAAAAAGAGUACACGCAUAUGUUAAAAUAUACUGUAAACUAAAAUCCAUUAUUCUAUGGGAAUUGAUUUUUACUAGGAUUAUAUGUAGUUGAUUCGUGACACAUAUUCCUGCUAUUAAUUAGAUAUGAGUGUACGUAUAUUAGAAAUUUGUACUGUUACAGUUUUAAAAUGUUCCACACAUUAUUUAUUGAUAUGGCGAUUUAAAUAUCCCAAAAAGUUUUCACCAUCAAAAUGAACCUGUUUAAAGGCUAUUACAAGCUUCUAAUUUGGUUUGUAUGACUGCAUCAUUGUUCAUGUAAACCGUAUGUUCUUCCCGCAUAACCAUAAAUAUGGUCGGUCAAUUUCCAUUCAGUUUCUCCAUCAACUUAAUGAGACAAAAACUGCUUUCGGUCCUCGGUUUUGAAAACUGCUCAUUGUGGAGAGAUUUAAAUGCAGAGAACCUUGUAUACAUUAUGUGUGAAAUUAGACACAUUUACUUUUCUUUGCAUGGUAGCACAUAAUCGUUUAAAAGAUCAUGGUUGACUUACAGUUUGUUGUCAUUCUAAUUCUCCAAUAAGAAUUACAGUAUCUACCCAUACAUUUUCUGUCCCGCUUACAAGGGUCAAAGGUGCUGACUUUGGUACACCUAAAUUGUUUGCCAGCCAAUCACAUGGCAAAAAUUGACAAACAACCAUUAACCAUUUAGCAUAUUUAAUGGAGGGUGAUUUGCUAAGCAAGAAAUUAGCCAAAAUUAACAGUAAGUGACCUGUGACUACCUUAAAAUUUAUUAGCAAGCGACUCCAGAUUAACUUUUUGCCCACCAUUGACAUUUUUCCUUUCAAGUUAUAUGUUGUACCUGUUUAACUUUCCCUCCCAUUUAAAUGAUAGAAAUCCAAUUCAUUAAAGUGGAAGGACAGUGCCAUUGACCGAUUAAUAUUCAUUCAUUCACCCCUCCCAGUCCAAAUGGAUUGGACAUCUUGCACCAUCAAUGGCAACCAGUGAGUUAAAAAUGAAGGGAACCUAGAAUGCCCCAAAAUUAAUUGGAAGUGACCGACCAACAGUCUACAGGAAGUGCCUCAUAAGAGCUCAAGGCAUCACCAUCCAAUUUAUCCAGAAGUAGCAUUUUCUAGUUUAACUUAAGAAGCUUGUUUUUGGAAUAUGAGAGUAAACCAGAGUACAUGACAAGGGGAAAAAACAUACAUGCAAAGGUAGAGCAUGUAAAAAAAUGUAGUACAAAAGUUAGCUAUUACAAUGAUUUUUAAAAAUGGUACGAAACAGAAUGAACUUUUAGAACUAAGACUUGCUCUUUGGGCACCCCAAUUACAUUUCAUGUCACACACAAAACCACUGGCACUUUGAAUUGAUCGACUUUUAGGGGCAGAGAGAGAAAUCACUACCUAGGGCAAUAGAGCUACCACCCUCACCACUCAACUAUAAGGGGGACAAGUGUGCAAUUAAAACAAAGAAACAUUGUGGCACGUGAAUUAUAUAGCUCGAUAUGUACAUAAUUAGCGAGAUUGAAUUGGAAUUGAAGCAAAGAAAAACAAGUCAGGGUGAAAAAAAAGUACCUGACACUAGUUUAAUGGAAUUUAGAAUGAAGCUACAACCAAUGCGUAAUCCAACCAAGAUAAGUAAGGAAAACUAUAUUUUCAAAACGAGAUGCAAGCCAUUGCUGAGGUCAAAAGGUUAAUAUGUCUGCCACUGAUUCCUCUCAUAGCCUCUUAUUUUGCUGUCAAUUAAAACGGCCCUAAAGUUUACGAUUGCGGUGAAAACGCUUAUCUUUCUCCAAAAAGUCCCAAUCAUUUGUAAUUGCACAAACAUUUUAAAAUUUCCAAAAUGUUUCUCCUUCCACAUUUUUUAUCCAAUUCAAAUAAUUCAUGCCUAAAAAAAAUAUCAGGAAAUCAAGAUGUGCAAAAGUUGUUUAAAUAGUUUUUGAAAGCAAAAUUGUUGGCCGAAACCGAAAGCCAAAUAUUGGAAACAUGGCCUAAAAAAUAAAAAACAAAAGGACGAAAAUUACACAUGCAUAUAAUCCAAUUUUUACUUAUAUAUAUAUACAUAUACAUAUAUGGCGGAAAACACUCAGGUGACUUGAAGUUCCGCUCUGAGACCACCAAUUUGGCCAAAUUUCAAAAUUGUCCGAUAUGCAUGUGUGAUACAUCACUGGGAAGCUUAAAAUCUCUAUUUUCUGGGGGAAGAAAAUUUUUUAACAGGAGGGCAUUUAAAAAAAACGAAAAAAAAAUUUAAACAGCAAAACCCUAACUGGAGGCGAGAGCAGAAUUAAACACGCCAUGAUUUUAACGAGAUAUUAUCGUGCACUUACCUGAUUUCGAUCCAAAAACUCCAUGUGACAUGUAUCAUCUAGUGUCAAGACACAGAUGUGAAUGGCCACAGCCGGAUUUUUUAGGGAUUUUAUGGGUGAAACAUCGUAAUAUAACAAGGGUCGCGAAGCAGAAAUCGCAGAAAUCAAGGAGUGGUCGAGAUGUUGUUUUUCAUAUAUUUGCCCUAUUAAAGGUUUUUUUUUUAAAUUUAUAUUUGUUUGGAUCAAUUAUUUAUCAUCUAACAUAUUGGGGAAAAUGCGUCAUUAACAAAAAAAUACAAUUAAUCGAUAGUUAUGAGGUAGAUAUCCGUGACUUUUUUACAGACACCACUUUUUUCAUUGUGACGUAAUUUGUUUAAAAGCUUAGAAUAUGCGAGUGAAUCUUUUUUUAACGGAAUAUUAGACAUCAAUAAUAAUUUUAAGAUAAAAAUGACAGACAUUUUGAUUAAUAAAUAUAAUUACUUACCUUCUUUUUAUGGCUGGGUUGAAACAAAGCGGUUGCGCGACGUCUGUAAACGGGGGUUUCCAGGGUAAAAGGAAAAAAAUUAAAAAUAGUUCGGGAGCUUAAUGCGCGAUGAAUCUGCUAUGGCAGCAUAUAGACAUAUUGUUUUAUCAAACACAACAGUUCUUUUGGCUUAAAAUACAGCAGUUUAUUUUAAAGAGGAGCAGAAACUGCUUUUUCAGUCUUGUCUGUGUUUUCCACCAUAUAUUUCUUAAAUUAUUUUAUUUCAUUAUUUUCCGAUGAAUGCCCUUUGCCUUGGCAUUGAUUCUACAAACCCAGAGGCUCGAGAAAUUCAGUUUGAAAGGUGCCGAUUCUGAUACCCUAUAGGAGGGUGCGUUCCCGGCAACAGUGAGCGUUUUGGAGCAAACUCAGGAUCAGAGGUGCUGGUGUCAUCAUAGCAUUCUGUUCGCACACGUCACGACCGAUGAAACGGUGAUGCAUGCACUUUCUUGGAAGUUUGGGACAAUCGAAAAAUGGCUCUCACACUUCCAAUUGCUAAGCUAAAUGAGAUCACGGUGUACGUUUGUGUGGAACUGCAGUUCACAACAACAACAAAAUAAACGAUUCUGUUCUCGCCGACAUAAGUAAAGUUCUUUACAAGGCUAUGACAAUCUCUCCUACUCCUUAAAAAAAAACCUGUGUUUUCAUGAGCAACAAGUGGAAUCGAUCGAAAACCAGGCAAGUGGGCCGAGUUCUUGCGGCGAUGAACCUGGGCGAAAUCGCUCCCGGCCAGAUAAAAUUGCGACUGGCAGAGGGGGUGUGGUAGUCUUGUGAAAAGAAAUGUGACUGAAAAGCAGAAGUGGUCGUGCUAUAAACGUAUUGUACUAUGUAUGCAUUCACUGUAAAUACUAUUUGUAUACUUUUCGCUUGAUUAAACUCCAAUACUCACGCACGGGCUCAAAUGCUCUGUACUCGAUGUGGCGCGGGACAUCAAUGGAAAGCAAGUUUCCGAGGUACUUCGGCUUUACUUACACCUGUCUGCUCGCAACUUCCGUUUUAGAAUUUAUUCAUUUAAAACAAGAGUGGAGCUUGAGUAACAUUACUCAUCAAAAUCCCUGAAUAGAGACAAUUUGGAAAUACAGCAUCCAUCUGCCAUCAUCACGACAGGGGAGGAUAACAUCUUCAUUGUAGCCAUGUUGCCACUGCGUGAUGGAAGGUAUGUUCUUCCUAUCCCUGCAUUUUCAUGUGUCCAGUGCUCAAAAACACUAAAGCAAAAAUCUUGCGCAUGAAACAAUUUGUUGCCUUUGAUAUUGUUAUUACGAUGAUGAUUUUAAUUAUGAUGAUCUUUAAUAUAAUUUACUACAACUACUGUACUGCUGUGGCUUCAACACAUGCAGGCUGCUAGCCUCUUGCUAAUGCAUAAAUGCAAGUGGUAGAAGAUUUUUGUUCGUUUGUUUACAGGUAGAAAAAGCUGUUAGGCAAGGGAAGACAAGUUGGUGUGCCUCAUAACAACACUUGCUGUACAUGGAUGGACGUAUAUCGAGACUACGUGCUUUUUCUACUUUAAUGACGGAAGGCUCGAUUUAUGCUCCACCUUGGUUUUAAUCACACCCUUAACUUCAUCUCUGCAGCUGGUUUCGAUUUAAGGCGUAUGACAAGGCCUCUUCAUGAUGUCAGAGCACAAAUUUUACUGAGUCCAACCCAAGGACAGGAGGGGCCUUUACUCAAGAAUGAUGCAUCUUUUGUGGGUGCUGCUUUGGUUGAUGUUCCCCCCUCUGGCUUUCCUCUCUAAUCCAGACGAAUGUAACAUUCAUGAUGCCUACAGCUCGAAUGAUGGUUUGAUGAAGUCAUUAGAAUGUCAUAACGACUACGAGUCUUAUGUCUUCUGCAAAUGGAGAGAAGGGCCACACAUACGUGCACCUCUGCAGCUCUGGUUCCACACAGAAAGCGGCAGGCAGAGGUGUGAGCCCUUUGGAGAUGAAAUCCGACACACGAACGGGCACAGAACUGUCCAAUGUAGAUAUGCAACACCUUCUUUUUCCAUUGGCAUCCAACACACGGUCUUCUUUGUCAAAGAAGACAAACAGUGCUCAUCUGGCCAACUCAAGCCCUUGGCGCUUUCUCGUCACAUGAGAGCACGCACACCAGUGGAUCUGUCACAAUAUGACACUGGUGAUGGACAUUUGUCAAUCAAAUGGUCCAGUCCUUAUCCCGUUUCUUCUUCCCUGAACACAAACCUCAUGUACCAACUUGGCUACAAGGCAGAAAAACAGGACACGUGGACUAUUAAGAAUGUGACAAGCACAGAUAUCAAACUAGAGACACAUCGGCUUCUUCCUGGUCAGAGGUAUGAGGCCAGGGUGAGGGCCCGAGCCAGUAUUGGCCAUUGGAGUCACUGGAGCCCCGUGGUGACGUGGAGGACUAAAGAAGUCAGCGGACAGUCUCCCAGCUUGGAUUGUGUGCUGGAUGGCGAAAAGAAGGUGAUGUGUAGCUGGGAGGUAAGCAGUGAGCUGGAUCACAUAAUUACCUACCAGCUGGCCUGUCAACAUAACCACAGUGCACCGUCUGAGAGCUGCUGUACCAACCCGAUAGACACCUUUGACCCCAGUAGGCAGCUGGUGCAAUACAGAUGCUUGCUGAGUGUCGCCAGUCCCGCACGUUUGCAGCUUCUUCUUCAACCGACGCGCAAGGCUAAGACGUUCAGGGCCAAUGAGCACAUUCGCCCCAGACCACCACAGCAGCUAAACGUGAGCGAGAAAGGCAACAUCUGGGUUGUGGAAUGGGCCGAACCCAGCACCGCCUCAAAAAUCAGAGUUUAUUAUCAAGUGCGCUAUUACAGGAUGGAGGAGAAGGGGUCUUCCAUCCUGCUGAACAUUUCAGAGGGCUCCACUUCCUUGAACCUCCUGGGUUCAUCACUGAACCCAUUGCAGCAAUACCAGGUCCAAGUGAGAUCUGUCGUUAUACCAGGAGAGGGGUCAUACUAUGAAGGAAUCCCCUCAGAAUGGACCAAGCCAGUAGACUGGACAUCACAUGCUGCCAUGUGGCCUAUCAACAAAAUUGUGUAUUCAUCCAUCGGCGUGAUGUCAGUUUUUGGCUUUGUGAUACUUUACUGGACCAUUCCAGCUUGUAAAAGGAAGGUGAUUCUAUGGGUUGAAACUGUUCCUUCUCCUGGCAAAAGCAAAAUCCUAUCAGAGAUCAAGUCUUCCACCAGCCAGACCCUGAUGGAAAAUGACAACACUUACAUCUGCAAAGUGCAUCAAAUACAUAGCCUGUCUACAUGCAUCUCCCCGAGCUCCUCGCUGCGGCCAACGGAGGGUGCUGAAAAUAAAGAUUUGGAGCAGGACCGACAGGACUGCAAAUGUAAUAGCCUGCCCCUCCCUGCAGAGAAGGUUAAUGGCUGUUACCUUCCAGUGCACUUCAGCGGCCCAUAUAUCCUUUGUCAGUCAUUAGACUCCAAGUCCAUGCGUGAAGAAACAAAGGUGAACGAAGUAACCCCAUCAGAUGCUCCUUCCUCAACAGUCUUCGCCACCAGUGGAAGAGGCUAUGUGUGCCUUCCCCGCGGCAGCGUCUCCGCUUCCACAUCGGAUCUGGUGUCCCAUUGGGACACCGAUUCAUUCACGCAAAAGCAUGAGCAGAACCACCAGUGUGCAGAUAACGCAGAGUCGUCCGAUAAGAUGCCCGACAGUGAUGACCCGCCUCCAGCAUACAGCUCAGAAACAUCAUGGCCCACUAUAAGGCCUUCAGGCUACUGCUUUCUGCCACCUCAAUGUUAAAGAGCAGUUAUGCAAGAUGAUUUUUGACAGUCAGCACACUUGUAGGCUGAUCAUUUUACGACUAGUGGUGUAACUAUAGGCCAAACGUAGACAUGUGUCAUGAGCAUUAGCCCCUUAAAAAUGCCCACUUGCAUGAAAAAGACAUUUUUGACCUUACACAUUCUAGCAAUAUGGAGCAAAAUACUCAGGAGUAAAGAACUGUAUCUUUCCCCUUUCUCAUACUAGUAGUAAAAGAAAAAUGUCACUGGUUGUACUAGGGAUUUUAAAUGUUCACUGGUAGCACUAGUGAGACGUUUUGCUAAUACUAGGGAUGUCCCGAUCGCAUAUUUAUGCACCUGCGUCCGAGUCACCUGAUUUUGGGAAUCUGAAGAUACCGGAUCCCGAUCCGAUACCGAAAAAAAAAAAAAGUUUUGUUUUUGUUUGUUUGUUUUCUUUUCUUUUUUUGAACGAAAGUUUCAAGCAUGUUAGAGUACUGUAUUUUUUACAUUACUUCCUCUUCUGCUUUUUCCAGGAGUGUUGCGGGGUAUAAAACGUAUAUGCAGGGAUGAAAGUGGCUAGGAACUCUUCGACACAAAGGUCGCCACGGAGCUAGAAAUCUUAUGUAUUUUUUUUUAAUUUUUUGUCUUUCAUUUUGGGGGUGGGGGGGCAAACCUCUUAAACUACUGAAAUGCAAAGAAAACUUUUAACACAGCUAUUUCUAUAACACAUACAAAAACUGAUUUUCAUUCAAAAUUGUAUUUUUUAAAUGAUUUGCAAAAUAAAAGUUAACAAAAACAGCAAUGACCCCAACCUCCAUCUCCUAAUUUUUAUUUUCCCUCAUUUCCUCACAUACUAAACGCCAAAUCUCAAUUUUAACUACUUAAGAACAUAGGAUGUACCUAUAUUAAAAUUGACGUUAAUGUAAACAUUUACUUUUUUUUUUUUUUUAAGAAAAGUGAUAGGCCUAUCAGUGCAAUUAAUGCAAAAAGUAAAGCCUAAUUUAUGUGGAUCUUAAGAUCAUAAAGACUGAACAACAAAUGUUGAUCAUACAAAUUUUAAGGCGUAUGCGACGCAGAAGACGGUUGCGGAGGUGGUCUGUCCGACCACUAAAUCAGUCGCAGUUGAGAACCGGCGAAUUAACAACACCGGUUUGCCCACUGCGUCUCGAUGCGGAAAUGCACUUUCGCUACUUCGCACAUCAACUGACUGGUUUGAUGGACUACUUCGCCGUAUACAGCCCUUGCUAUUGCACCAGAUGCCUAUUGCUAUGCCGCACAGAGACUAGCAAUCACAUUAUGAAGUCUAACCACGGGUGGAAGCCAGCAAGCUGUGGCAGCUACCUUCAAAAUGGCGUCAAGCACUAUGUCCAGCGUUUUGUCCGAGGUCCGCGAAGCAUUGUGGACAGCCUUCCAGCCAGUGGUAAGCCAUAGCAGCAGAUUUCUGGCAGCUAUGGAACUUCCCAAACUCCGUUGGAAGCCUUGAUGAUUAGCACGUUACCAUAAAAGCACCGUCACAUUCAGGAAGCGAUUACUUCAACUACAAAGUUGUCCAGGGCCCGUUCCACCAGAGGUGCCUUAGCUGUUCGAAAUGACCUGAUGGCUUUCUUUCAGACACCUCAUGGAACUGUGCCAUGGCAAAAUGAAAUGGCGUGCCGAGACACUCUCAAUCAUUGAUGAUGCAUCAAGUGUGUAA
Molecule: messenger RNA, 8206 nt
Organism: Corythoichthys intestinalis (scribbled pipefish)
Lineage: Eukaryota; Metazoa; Chordata; Actinopteri; Syngnathiformes; Syngnathidae
Gene: csf2rb
Product: colony stimulating factor 2 receptor subunit beta
Exons: 16
Coding region: 4493-6535 (680 amino acids)
Biological process (GO): cytokine-mediated signaling pathway
Cellular component (GO): external side of plasma membrane
Molecular function (GO): cytokine receptor activity; protein binding
Source: RefSeq, a predicted model, not a curated record